AUGACAACCACUCAACACCAGCAGAUGGUAUAGGAAUAUGUGUCCAUGGAGUUCUCCAGCUCCACCACCCACAUGGAGACCUUCUCCCAGACAACCGAGACCGUGGGAGGGAAGUGGAAGGGAAAAAAGAAGCAGGAGGUGACAAAUGAGAAGAUGCUGACAACUUGGCCCAAGGUACCCAAUAAGGACUUUGCAAAGGUCUGUACGGACUAUGGUUUCCCUGACUUGAAAGGGCUACUCCGAAAAAGGCAGAUGGUAAUUCUGAAGCCACUAGAAGAUGUAGAAACCAAGGUUGACACCACCAAUGUCUUCACCUGCAUCAUGGAGGUGAAGGACCAUCCUGAGAUGAUAUGGGUCAAGCCAAUCAAGAGGACACCUUCUGAUAUCCUUGAAAGAGGCUGGUUCCUAGACUUUGUUUCUAGUCAUUCUGUCAUUUUCAUUUUGAUCUAUGAGCCACUGAAGUUCAGGGAAGAAGUGAAACUAGUGGCUGUGACCAUGCGGACAGCUGUGUGGAGGGGACAGACCCACCCCUCCAAGGGAGAGAAUGACUCUGUGUGGCAGUUCAACAGGAAGGAGCUGAUGAAGGGUAACAAAUAUGAGAUCUCAGCGUCUGCGGAUGGUCUGACUCACACAGUUAAGAUCAAAGAUGCCAGACUCAGCAGCACGCAGGUUCUCUGCCCAGGCAGGAACUUGGUACAGAAGGGUCAUCUCACUGUCCAUUGUGAGUGGUUCAAGCAUCUAGCAAUCAUGAAGAGUGGCAUGUCGAACAUGCCCUCGGCCUGGGCUGAGUUGUGUAUAAUGCUGAAUGACAAAAGGGUGACUGAAGUAUAGCAGGGAGGACUGAGACAAGGAAGGGAGAAAGAGAUGUUGGCCCAUAUCACAGGCUUGCCUGGUAUGUCGGUGGUAAAGCAGGGUGAGGAAUACAUGCUGCUCUUCCGCAACAUGGGCACAAAGCAUGAAGGCAAACACACAUUCCAGGCAAAGGGCACGGAAAAUGAAGCCUACAUAUCCACUGCAUAUAAGGUCCCCUAAAGAUCUCCUUCCAUUGACUCAUCCAUCUGGAAAACACUAGCUUUCCGUGACCAUGAGAUGGGCUACACAGCUUACAUGAAGGCGCCCUUCCAAGCAAGGCUACUGCCCAAAGUGACCUGGUUCUAGGAGGGUAUGUAGGUGACCCAGAGGAAGCAUGUGCCCGUGGAUCUCAGAGACCUAGAUCUGCUCACUAUCUCCAAGUGUAUACAUAAAGGCAUCAGCUUGGUCCUGUUCAAUCUCAAGAACUACUAUCACACAAGUGGCACAAGAACUGCCACUGUGCACCUCAAAAUGCUGGAAGGCCAGCCUAUGAAAGUGGUGAUCAUGGUAGGAUGGAGAGCUGUUGGCAAGAAGUCCUGGAUUAGGACUGUGGAGAUGGAUGACAAAGCGGCCAACUUCACCGCCAAGGCAGAGAGGGAAAAGUUUACAUCUGCUAAUGGGCCAACGCUUGGCUACUCUGUCGAGUGAAGAAAGACAAGAAAUAAUCUGUGGGUAGUAGUCAUCAAGGACCCCAUUCAGGGACAUCCCAGCAUGCCAAGCAGCUCAGAGGUGAUCAAAGAUCCUAUUAAACCUCCAGGCCUGGCACAGGGCCUAAACAUGUCUGGCUCCUCUAGCUGGUGGUUUUCAACCUCUGUAUGCUGGGACCCGCCAUCCCGCUACAUCCUUGAGAUGAGAUGAAGCAGCAAGAAGAGUACCAAGUGCUUGGAAGAUGUCAUCCCAGGUACCUGGUACAUGGCAGGGGUCCUCACCAAGAUGUCAAAAAACCUCUUUCAUAUACGAAUUGUGAGCCCCCGGUUUGACCUCAGCACCUGGCUGAGCCACACAGUGGUGGAUGCUGGGACAGCCUUCUGCAUACCAGGAAGUGUUUACCGAAGCUUAUCACCGUCCACUGUGCCCUGGCAGAAAGACAGCAUCACCAUCAAGGGCUGGAAAACCACCACCAAGGGCAAAAAUAAUCCAAAAUUCCUCAUUAGCAAUACCAAGUGUUGUGACUGUGGAGAGAAUCAGAUCUUGCUUCAGAAUGAGUUUGCAGUCACACACAAUGACUCUGAACCUAACUGGCACCACACACCCCACUUUCUGACCCCACUCAAGCCACUCACUGUGGUCUGUGGCCAAGGCCACAUCAUGACUGGCACCUUCCUUGGGAACCCAUGGCUCAUGGCUGUCUACAAGGGUGAUGUCAACAUCACUGCCAAUUCAAAGAUCUGGCACAACUUCGCCGGCAGCCUAUGUAAACCAGUCAUCCCCACCUACACGCUAAAGGACGGCAGUGAGUAUUGCAUGUUGCUAAAAUAUGAACUAGGCAAGAACCACAAAAGCUCCAUGCUGCCUAUGGUGAAAUCACCACCAGGCACAGCCUCGGGGGAAGACAGAUCCACCCUGUCCAAGGGCAGGAGCUAG
Apodemus sylvaticus (European woodmouse) is the source of this 2436-nucleotide messenger RNA. RefSeq names its product immunoglobulin superfamily member 22 (gene Igsf22). NCBI's taxonomy places the organism in Eukaryota, Metazoa, Chordata, Mammalia, Rodentia, Muridae. The record is from RefSeq and is a predicted model, not a curated record.